Messenger RNA from Penicillium roqueforti, 1650 nucleotides. Its product is annotated as C2H2-type zinc finger protein. NCBI's taxonomy places the organism in Eukaryota, Fungi, Ascomycota, Eurotiomycetes, Eurotiales, Aspergillaceae. Gene Ontology annotation, molecular function: chromatin insulator sequence binding. Gene Ontology annotation, cellular component: chromosome. The transcript has 2 exons. The record is from RefSeq and is a predicted model, not a curated record. Gene Ontology annotation, biological process: regulation of transcription by RNA polymerase II. Bases 1 to 1650 code for a protein of 549 amino acids.
AUGGCCAUGAAACGCAAGGCCUCAUCGGAGGGAAUCACAACCCUCAAACGACAUCAGAAGGAUAAUGUCCUUGACAAUUCCGAUCUGAUCUACCAGGAGACUCACUCCGAUGCAGAGUAUUCGGCUCCUAGUACUCCAAGUUUAAUGAGCGAAGACAUGGACGAAUCUCCGGCGACCCCAUUCUCGGCCACCUCCUCCCGACAGGUAUACCCAUCCGAGCUCAAAACCCUAUCUUGUCCGUUCGAGGGCUGCGAUAAGGCUUUCAAUCGUCCAGCUCGACUCCAGGAGCAUAUCCGGUCACACAAUAACGAAAGAAUCUUCAAAUGUGAGGUUGAGGACUGCGACAAGACAUUCUUACGCCCUUCCCAUCUUCAACAGCAUGUCAAGAGUGCUCAUACAGAUAUUCGAGACUACGUUUGCGACUAUCGGGGUUGUGGGAAGAGCUUUGUGAACGGAUCACGGCUUCGCCGGCACGUUGCUACACACGAUGGACAUAACAAGUACCGCUGUACGGAGUAUCCACCUUGCGACGAGACAUUCCGGAAGCACUCGACGCUACAGAAACAUGUCAUGGUUGCCCACUUGAACCAGAAGCCAUUUCCAUGUGAUCACGUGGACCCAACCACCAAGGAAAAAUGCAACAUGGCUUUUGACAAGGCUGGUAAUCUACGGACCCACCAGAGGAGAGUCCAUUCCGAGAAACGAUUCACAUGCGCAGAAUGUGCCGAAAAUAUGGAAGCUCAAUCAUCAAAUAUGGCCGACGACGAUACAAAACAGGAUGUAUCAUUCCCCACGUAUGCCAGUCUACAAAACCAUAUUCAGAUUGUUCACCCUCCCUCAUGCCCUGAGUGUCCAUUGGUCUGUUCGACAGCACGGGGGCUUCGGCGCCACCUUGAGAUAGCCCAUGGCAAUGUCACUCUUGAAGAACGAAAGAUCUUCCACUGCACCGUCCCUGGAUGCGGGCGUAGCUUCACCAAGCAAGGCAACUUGACCGUCCAUAUUCGCACAGUACACCAAGGCGAAAAGCGGUUUGUCUGCGGCGAAACGGAUCUUUCAAACUCCAACAAGCUGGAGGGAUGGGACGGCGUCGGUUGCGGCAAGCGCUAUGGCAACAAGCUGACACUCGAAGACCACAUCCGCACUUCACACUUGGGUCUCCCGAAUGCCAGGAAACGGCGCCAAGCGAAAAAGACGAGCAAAAAGCCGGCGCAGGAUUCAGUUUCCACUCUUUCUGCCCUCACGGGCCAAGGCUACGCCGAGGAAACAGGUCGACAGAUCGCUUGCUUUUACCCCGGCUCGUGCCCACAUCGUUUCCAUCGCAACUACGAUUUGUGGGUCCACAUGACCACCAAACACAGCUGCACCGAAGAUGAGGUCCAGAACCUCUUCAUGCAGCGCGCGUUGCUUACAGAUGAAACCAGCGCUGGAGUCAACUCGCUGGGUAUAUAUGGUCUUGGAUAUGAUCAGGAUGGUCGGUCCUACUGCCAUCAAUCAUAUGCGGCAGGAGAUCACUCUUCGGAUGUUGCUUUCGGCUCACAGUCGAACGAUUCCUCCUAUCUCCCUAGUCAGCCGGGGUUGGAUUCUGAUUAUUUGAUGGCAGAUGAUUCUCCAGCAAGGACAGCACAUUCAUUCUUCAAUACCCAGUCGUAA